GAGAUGUGUUUAUAUAUAUAUAUAUAUCCACCAAAAAGAUAUAAUUUUUAAAAACAAUAAUAAAUAAAUCAUAAAUAAAAUAAAACAUCUCUAAGAAAUUUAAUUCAAUAUAAAUAAAUGACAACUCUUGGUUACUGGGGCAUCAGAGGUUUGGCUCAACCUAUCCGUUUCUUACUUGCCUACUUAGGUGUCUAAUACACUAAUAAGGCCUACGCCAAUCCUGAAGAAUGGUUCGGAAAGGAUAAGAAUGAACUCGGCUUUGACUUCCCCAACAUUCCCUACUUAAUUGAUGGUGAUCUUAAACUUACUGAAUCUUCUGCUAUUCCUAUUUAUCUUAUCAGAAAGCACAAAAGAAACGAGUUGUUAGGAUCUUCUGCUGACGGUUCUUACAGUGAAAAGGAAGUUAGAGUCGCUUAAAUUGUUGGUGUUAUUAGAGAUCUUUUUAAGGAACUCACAGGCUUAUGUUUCAACCCUGACUUCAAAAACAUUAAAGAAAAGCUCUACACUGAAAAGCUCGAACUCUUAAUUAAGAGACUCGGUGCUUAUCUUGGUGAUAAGGAAUUCAUAGUUGGUACCUUGACUUAUGCUGAUUUUCUUUUCUAUGAAGCCCUCAGCUAUAUUAGACAUAUUUAUCCCCAAGCCAUUUGUGCUACUCUUACUGCUUAUAUCAACAGAUUUGAAAACCUCCCUGGUAUUAAGGAAUACAUUGCUAGCCAUGCCUAAGAACUUAAGGUUUUCUUACCUCCUCAAAGAGCUACCUGGUCUGGUCCUUAAUGAUUUAAUUUAAAUAAGAACAUUAAAUUUAUUCUAAGUAUUUUUUAUAUUUUCAUAUCUAUCUUGCAAAAGAAUUUAACAUUCUUUUUAAUUAUCAAAAA
Tetrahymena thermophila SB210 is the source of this 875-nucleotide messenger RNA. RefSeq names its product glutathione S-transferase, amine-terminal domain protein. The transcript has a single exon. Lineage: Eukaryota; Ciliophora; Oligohymenophorea; Hymenostomatida; Tetrahymenidae. Gene Ontology annotation, biological process: glutathione metabolic process. The record is from RefSeq and is a predicted model, not a curated record. Gene Ontology annotation, molecular function: glutathione transferase activity.